UUACGGCAGCGGCGCCCUGAUAGCCGGCAGCCCCGCCCCGGCGGCAGCACUGAGACUCGGCACUCUGCUCUCAUUGGGACCAUGGCCGCCUUACUUGUCGGCCUUUGGUUGCUGGGCUCCCUGCUCCUCUGCGGCCGCCUCAGUGCGGAGUCGGAGGAGGAUGAACACGCCCGGCACACAUACACGGCCGAGCAGUUCGGCGACGCUGUCAGCUCCGCUCCGCACUUCGUGAUGUUCUUCGCCCCGUGGUGUGGCCAUUGCCAGCGAUUGCAGAGCACUUGGAACGAGCUGGCUGACAAGUACAACAGCAUGGAGUCGCCUCCCGCCUACGUGAUCAAGGUGGACUGCACCCAGGACACCAAGUUCUGCUCCAGCCAUGGGGUGCGGGGCUACCCUACUCUGAAGCUCUACAGGCCCGAGCAGGAGUCUGUGAAAUACUCAGGCUCUCGGGACUUGGAGUCGCUGGAGUCCUGGAUGCUGAAGACUCUGAACGAGGACCCUUCUGAACCGGAGAAUGAGCUGGAGCCACCUGCUGUCCCCGAGCCAAAGCAGGGCAUGUACGAGUUGACGGCCGGCAACUUCAAAGCUCAUAUUAACAAAGGAAACCACUUCGUCAAGUUCUUUGCUCCCUGGUGUGGUCACUGCAAGGCCAUGGCCCCGGCCUGGGAACAGCUGGCCACCUCGUUUGAGCACUCUGAUGCCGUCAAGAUUGCCAAGGUGGACUGCACCCAGCAUUAUGAGAUUUGCUCGGAGAACCAAGUGCGUGGCUACCCAACUCUGCUCUUCUUCAGGGAUGGAGAGAAAACAGACCAGUACAGGGGCAAGAGGGACUUGGACUCACUCAAGGAGUUCCUAGACAACCUGGUGAGGGCAUCUCCAGAGGGCGAGGCCAAGACAGAAGUGCCCACUGUGGAGCCCACCGAGGAACCGGUGGAGGAGGAGUCCAAGGUUCUUGUCCUCGGAGAAGCCAACUUUGACGAGACCGUGGCCAAAGGUCUGACGUUUGUUAAGUUCUAUGCACCGUGGUGUGGUCACUGUAAGCAUCUGGCCCCCACCUGGGAAGACCUGUCCAAGAAGGAGUUCCCUGGGCUGAGUGGCGUGAAGAUCGCCAAAGUGGACUGCACAGUGGAGCGCUCUCUCUGCAACCGCUUCUCUGUGCACGGGUACCCCACGCUGAUAAUGUUCCGGGGUGGCCAGCAGGGGGCAGAGCACAGCGGUGGGCGAGACCUAGAGAGCCUGCACAGCUUUGUGAUGAAGCAGGCCCGGGACGAGCUCUAACCCCUAACCUGAAAUGCCCGCAGUACAAGGCACCAUCUUCAUUUUCAUAUUCCUUUAUCCUUCCCCACUAAGAAAUGGGGCUUUGGAGGGUGGGGGGGAUACCAGUAUGAUUCGGUGAUUCUCACACAUCUGAAUUGCAAAUGUGUUCUGUUUUUUUUUUUUUUUUUUUUUUUUUUUUUUUUAAUUAUCCCCCACCUUUUGUAGUUUUUAAUCACAUUUCCCUUAUGUCUGUUGGACCUCUCAGCCUGGAUUGCAGGUUUACCCCCCGUGAAACUGCCCCAGGGUGGCUGUGGAUGUGCCUUGAUCAGGACUGAACUCCCUCUGAGUCCCAUCUCCCCCAUACUGUUGUUUUUCUCCCCUCCCCCUUCACCCUUUUGUUUGUUGUGGGAAUGGAGAUCUUUUGAGUGUUGUAACACUUUGAUCCCGGCCACUGGCCUGACUACUCUCAGGGACACGUACAUCAGAACGGUGGGGUCUCUACCGUCUCACUUGUUGCCUGCAACCCCGUUCGCACGUCGGCCAGGGCCUCCUGGGACAUCAUGACCUAUCCCAUGAUCCCUGUUGGGGAGUGGUUCAUGAGCGCCUGGUUUCUGUUCAAUGAAAAUGCAGCACUGAAAUGUGAUGGGCUUACCUGGGACACCAUCCUGACUUGCUUUACUUCCAGAGCUGCUGUGGGACCAGCCAGUUUUUGGGCUGGACACUAGUUUUAAGGCAGUUCAUCACCCCCACAGUUAAGUCAGUGCAUCGUUUGUUGAUGUGGUUUAAAUACGACUGGCAGCCAGCUGAUUUCUACUCUUGGGUUCCGCUAUUUCUACCCCCCAACCAAUAUCAUCCCCCCUUAUCUACCUCUUUUCCCACCCACUGCCAGCUCACUUUUGCACCCAGUGUCCUGGGAGGGAUACUGUGUAGCGUUUCAGUGUGACUGGUGACUUUACACUCCACGGUGAAUGCAGACAUACAGACGGAACACACUCUGUCAGGGAUGUUUAUAGGCAACGUGUGGUAUGAACACUUGGUGAGGAAAUAAUGACAACCAAAUAAUAGCAAGUUGUUAACAUGAAAUUCUGAAUUUUCAUAAUAAAAUUUCUUUUCCAAAA
Molecule: messenger RNA, 2375 nt
Organism: Brienomyrus brachyistius
Lineage: Eukaryota; Metazoa; Chordata; Actinopteri; Osteoglossiformes; Mormyridae
Gene: txndc5
Product: thioredoxin domain containing 5
Exons: 10
Coding region: 82-1278 (398 amino acids)
Biological process (GO): protein folding
Cellular component (GO): endoplasmic reticulum
Molecular function (GO): protein disulfide isomerase activity
Source: RefSeq, a predicted model, not a curated record